Botrytis cinerea B05.10 is the source of this 767-nucleotide messenger RNA. It is a transcript of the gene Bcmms2, whose product is annotated as Bcmms2. Gene Ontology annotation, biological process: DNA damage tolerance; protein K63-linked ubiquitination. Gene Ontology annotation, cellular component: nucleus. NCBI's taxonomy places the organism in Eukaryota, Fungi, Ascomycota, Leotiomycetes, Helotiales, Sclerotiniaceae. The transcript is spliced from 5 exons. The coding region runs from base 123 to 539 and encodes 138 amino acids. The record is from RefSeq and is a predicted model, not a curated record.
GCUUCAAUAAAACUUAUCAACCAUUUACAACCUCUUGCCCUAUUGCGCAACUUCAAGAUAUUUGAAUUUCCAAAUACCGACACUUAUCUACCCUCCAAGUUCAAGAUUUCGAAAGCCAAAAGAUGGCGAAAGUACCAAGAAACUUUAGAUUGCUCGAGGAGUUGGAGAAGGGCGAAAAGGGUCUCGGAGCUGACGCUUGCUCUUAUGGUCUGACGGACGGCGACGACUUAUACAUGUCCAACUGGAAUGGCACGAUUCUCGGUCCUCCACACAGCGUUCAUGAGAAUCGCAUCUACUCUCUUACCAUGCAUUGUGGAGAGAACUAUCCCGAUGUUCCACCAACUAUCAAGUUCACUAAUAAGAUCAACCUUCCUGGUGUGCAAGAUGAUGGCAAAGUCGACCCUUCAAAGUUUGCAUGCCUUGCGAACUGGCAACGCCACAACACAAUGGAGACUGCCUUGACCGAGCUGAGAAGAUACAUGGCAUCUCCAACCAACAAGAAGCUCCCUCAACCACAAGAGGGUUCUACUUACGAUUAAGUACCUUACGCAUUCACUAGACGAGCCAUGAAACGAGCAAAUUUGAGGUCACAGCACUUAUUAGGCUGUGGAGAGAUGGGUGAUGCAUAUGACUUUUCUUUAUGUUGAUACGGAUGCAUCAGCGCGGCGAAAUUGGGUUUUAUAUCCCCGUUAUGAUAUUUAUUAAAUGAGAAAUAAACGAAUAAAACAAGCGGUGAUUAUUUUCGCAAGAAUACAAUGAUUUCCUCA